GUGAUGACGAAGCGUCCGACAACGAUCCAUGGAAUACGGUGGAACAGCAAAUGCGGAAAGCAUAAGACCAAAGACUACCAAUAGCAUGAGGCUCCGAGCCAGGGGCCUGGCUGUGUCUUUUUUUGGCGUCUGGCGUGGCCGUUUCCUCUUAGUAUUCUUUACCAUUACUGUUUCGUCGUAGCGUCGUGUGGGCUGUAUAGCGAACUGUGGCUACCAUACGCUGUCUAGUGCACGUCAUGAUUCACGCCGGGCAUGUGUUUUCCGCGCCAUCUGAGACGUGGGCAUCAUACACUCAGGAUUCCGGUCAGUGCGCUGCCCUGCAAUUCGAGGAGAUCAUAUCAUCGCCUGGGAACAGCAUAUCUGACGGAAUACCAGCAGCGUCGAUACUCAGCUUUCCGUUGCGCCCAGGUUGGCUUCGCACAGCCUUGCCUGCGAGAUCAGCUUAUGAUAUGUUGGCUUUCUUUACUUAGCAUUGUUGCUAUUUUUCAAUAUCACUACCUUGCUGAGAACAACAUUAUUGCUAUUUGUGUCAUCAUCGCGCGAUUGUGUCACCAAUUACAGCAGCUGCCGGUCUUGUUAGCUGACUCUUUGUACCUUCUCCCUUCCUUCCAACAACACUCACUUGCUGCUCCACCAUAUCCACAGCCAUCGUAUUUUGUCACUGUUAUCUUCGUCCUGCACCCCUUAUACGCUGCGUGGCUCUGCAGACUCGAAAGCUUUUUUGCUUUUAAAAAAUACGACAAUACAACACACGAAAUAAUCGACUCGUAAAGCGACUCCACCCGCAAACAGGGAGCUAAUCCAGACGGCUGGCUGUGCGGACGCCCCGGCUGCCGACGUCAAACUGCUGCGAGACAAUUCUU
This is a messenger RNA of Talaromyces proteolyticus, 863 nucleotides long. RefSeq lists its product as uncharacterized. The transcript has a single exon. Lineage: Eukaryota; Fungi; Ascomycota; Eurotiomycetes; Eurotiales; Trichocomaceae. The coding region runs from base 253 to 771 and encodes 172 amino acids. The record is from RefSeq and is a predicted model, not a curated record.